GUAUUUCUGCUGUACCCACCAACUCUCCAAAACUUGGUUUAUAAAUGCCACUUCCCAGCCCCCCACCCCCUAAACCCCAAAUCCAGCUAAAACGACACACUCGAGAUGAAAGUCCGAAUCUCUCCCCAUCGAAAAAUGGCUAUCAAAUCUUUACCAAAAGGUUUACAAAAGGAGGUGGACGAGACGCUGGAAGGAUUGAGUCUAGAAGAGCAAGUCUCAUUGCUCGCCGGCGCCGACUUUUGGAGAACUGUGGAGAUUCAAGGCCGUGUUGCUGGUAUCAAGGCUACCGAUGGGCCCAGCGGAGCUCGGGGGCAGUUCUUUUCUAACGGGACGAAGGCAGCAUUCUUCCCCUCUGGUGUCUCCCUCGCCGCCACCUGGGACACGAGUUUGAUCCGCAACGUCGGCGAAGCACUCAGCGAAGAGGCCCAGAGCAAACAGGCAAACGUCCUCCUGGCCCCGACCGCAUGCAAUCACAGGUCCCCACUCGGCGGGCGGAACUUCGAAUCCUUCUCCGAGGACCCCUACCUGUCCGGGAAACUGGCAGCGGCGUAUGUGAACGGAGUGCAGUCCAAAGGUGUUUCAGUCGCCAUGAAGCAUUUUGUCGCGAACGAGCAGGAGACGAACAGGUUCACCGUCAACGAGAUCAUCGACGAGAGGACCCUGAGGGAGAUUUACUUGAAGCCGUUUGAGAUUGCGAUGAGGGAUGCGGGUCCCUGGGCAAUUAUGUGCUCUUAUAAUGCUGUUAAUGGGGCGACAACAUGCGGACGUCAACGACUUCACUAUGAAGCAAGUGCUUCGGAAAGAAUGGGGAUACGAUGGGCUGGUAAUGUCUGA
Messenger RNA from Tuber melanosporum (Perigord truffle), 834 nucleotides. RefSeq lists its product as uncharacterized. The coding region runs from base 136 to 834 and encodes 232 amino acids. The transcript has 3 exons. Gene Ontology annotation, molecular function: beta-glucosidase activity. The record is from RefSeq and is a predicted model, not a curated record. Gene Ontology annotation, biological process: glucan catabolic process. NCBI's taxonomy places the organism in Eukaryota, Fungi, Ascomycota, Pezizomycetes, Pezizales, Tuberaceae.